AUUAGAGGCGUAUCUUGUGAGAUGAUAUAAUUAUGUCUUCUAUUUUGACGUACUUAAAAGAGAUUACCAGUUUAACUGUUGGAGUUAUUGUCUACUGUUUCCUUAAUUUAAUUCACAAUAUUCGUCUAUAUUUAUUUCCUAUCUAUAAGAGUCUAAGUGAUGAUGUAGUUCUUAUAACUGGUGCUGGCAAUGGUUUAGGUCGUUCAUUAUGUGUAGAGUUUUCAAAAUACUGUCCAACUAUAUUAGCAUUAGAUGUAGAUGAGAAUGGUUUGAAAGAAACUGCUGAAUUAGUACUCACUAGUACUGGUUGUCUAAUCAAAACUUAUAAAUGUGAUCUAAAAAAUGAACAAGCUAUUGAUGAAACUAUCCAACUGAUAUUGAAUGAUUUCAAUAAGGUUACAGUGUUAGUGAAUAAUGCUGGUAUUGCAAAAGUUGAAGAAUUUUUACAAAGUAGUCGGGAGGAUUUUGAAGAUGUACUCAAAGUAAAUACACUUGCUCAGUAUCAACUUACUAAAGCAUUUUUACCAUUUAUGCUUGGAAAAGUGUAUAAUUCACAAUCUUUAACAGAUCCUCAAGGUCAUAUUGUUUGUUUAGCUUCAAUUAGUGGUGUAAUGUGUUUUCGUCGUUUUCAUAUGUAUGGUGCAUCUAAAUCUGCUAUCUUAUUAUUAAUGGAGUCAUUAGAACAAGAACUUGACAGUAUUGGUAUUACAGAUCAAAUUUGUAUUACAAGAGUAUUACCUUUUUUGAUUAAUACAAAUAUGAUAUGUGGAGUCAGUGGAACACGAUCCGCUGUACUUCCUGUCAUUGAUACUGUUUCAUGUGCAAAAAGAAUUGUUGAUGGAGUUUUGAAAAAUGAACGAGUUAUUUACAUUCCUAGUUGUUUACGUCUCUUUGGAAUUCUAAAAUUAUAGUAUAAAUUUUGUAGAGAUUUGAAGAGUUCAGUGAUUUCGAUAAUGCUAUUAAAAGAUGAAGAUUAUCUGAACAACCAUAUGUGAUGUGUAUUUACACAAUAUAUUAUACAUUUCGAACAAUUCCAUCCCCCACAAUUUUACUUAUCUCAAGUCAAUUUAUAUAUGAAAACGAAGGGGGAAUGAAAAGUCAACUAUAAUGAGAAUGAAAAGGUUGUUACACUAGUCUUGGUAAUAUAAUCAGAUUACGAAGGAUUAUCAAGGUUGUCACCACGUUAUGCUUAUCGUUUUAUAAGUAAGUAUUUGUCAAGUAUUACUAUCCAUUCGAAUCAACCAUGCAAAUCAUAAGGUAAUUUCUUAACCUUUUAGUGAUUAAAAACUUCUUAAAAUAUAUCUUAUACCUUAAAAUCUGACAAUUGUUUUCUCAUUAUUUGUUAAACAGAGAUUAUAUAUAAACACAGGCAUAUAUUGGAUAGAACUAUUUCAUUAUCCCCCCCCCUACUUUUUUUCAUUGUUUUUUGAACUAUAAUCCCACAAAGAUGGUUUAUUUUAGUAUAUUAUCAUGUAACAGUUAUUAUCUAUACUUUACUUUCACAUCUCUGUCUAUUUUUCUUAUAAUAUUUUACCUUGAAAGGCAUAUUUUAAUACUGUUCAAAUAAAUAUAUGAUUUUGGUUAU
Heterobilharzia americana is the source of this 1585-nucleotide messenger RNA. The record is from the annotation of a GenBank genome assembly. NCBI's taxonomy places the organism in Eukaryota, Metazoa, Platyhelminthes, Trematoda, Strigeidida, Schistosomatidae.